Zeugodacus cucurbitae (melon fly) is the source of this 1237-nucleotide messenger RNA. Its product is annotated as E3 ubiquitin-protein ligase MARCHF7. Bases 410 to 1108 code for a protein of 232 amino acids. The record is from RefSeq and is a predicted model, not a curated record. NCBI's taxonomy places the organism in Eukaryota, Metazoa, Arthropoda, Insecta, Diptera, Tephritidae. The transcript is spliced from 3 exons. Gene Ontology annotation, molecular function: zinc ion binding; ubiquitin-protein transferase activity. Gene Ontology annotation, biological process: protein ubiquitination.
UGCUUACAAUCCACUGUCAGCAUAAAUUAUUUCUUUGAUUUUGAAGCUCUUGGCGUUGUCACUUCACAUCGAAAUAAAUGAAAAAAAUACAUUAAAAUUCGUUUAGUAUGAAAUUCCUAGGAAAUUCAAGCAAAAUUAACCGUUGAUUGAGUAGAGCAGUUUUUUAUUUGAAAGCCUCAAGCUGCAGCAGCCGGCGCCUCCAGAUACUACGUGUUCUUCCUCUUUUGUCGCAGUUCCACAAACACCGACUCCAGUUUCGGCAUCAAUACCACCACCACCAGCACCGCCACAGCCGCCGCCUCCACCCCAGUCUUUGCUGCCGCGAUCACGGACAACGCCCUUCGGCGCCCUCUCAUCGCUACCAUCGACUUCAGCGACAUUCCCAGCAAUAAGACUAAGGACCAGCGGCAUGCAAGGACUAUCGGAGGCGACGGCCAUACGUCUAUUCAACAGUGUGGUGACAACAGAACAAUUAGCCGGUCCAACAGCGGCACUCAAUGCCAACUCCAUUACAUCGCUCAAUGCGGUGGACGAGUGCAAGUCGAUUACAACCAUACAAUCGACGAAUGAGUUCGGCAAUGCUUGUCGCAUAUGCCGUUGCAAUCGUAGCGACAUGCAGUUGUCGCGCUGUCCCUGCCAGUGUCGCGGCAGUGUGGGGUUCGUGCACAUGCCUUGCUUGAAGCGUUGGAUUUUGCAUCGACGUGAUACGCGCUGUGAGAUAUGCAACACACCGUUCGAUGUGCCGGAUGAGAAGCUGAACGUGCGCCGCAUGCUGAACGCGCUGUUGUGCGCGCGUUGUGGCGGUGCCAUCAUGAAGCAUCUACUAUUCAGCGUGUCGCUGCUGCCGCUGGCUCAUGUCGUCCUGCAGCAGGUACUAAUUUGCAUGGACAACAUUAACGCGAGUCCCAACGAACAUUUGACGGUGCAGGAAGUGAUGGUGGCUUCAUGCGCGCUUCUGACAUCAAGUGCGCUCUUCUUCCACUUCUUUGAGUUCAUAACAACGCGCUUUCUGAUUAUUCGAAACAUAUUGCAUCAGUGGUGGAUGUUUGGCAACCAGGAGAACUUCACAAUCAUCGAGGUGGACAGUGAAUAUUUUGAUGUCUUCUGAAGUGACCAAUGCAAUGCAAACGAAUAGUUUGAAAACACUCGAGUAUUCGAAAUAUAAAAAUGUAUUAGACAAAAAUUGUAUAAAGUAGUAAAUAAAGAGAAAAUCACGAUGAGAGCGUUCCUUGCCAAA